Messenger RNA from Protopterus annectens (West African lungfish), 3576 nucleotides. RefSeq names its product coiled-coil alpha-helical rod protein 1 (gene CCHCR1). Bases 397 to 3183 code for a protein of 928 amino acids. The record is from RefSeq and is a predicted model, not a curated record. NCBI's taxonomy places the organism in Eukaryota, Metazoa, Chordata, Ceratodontiformes, Protopteridae. Gene Ontology annotation, biological process: cell differentiation; protein export from nucleus. Gene Ontology annotation, cellular component: centriole. The transcript has 17 exons.
GGAAGGGCUGGUUUCUGUGUCGUACAGGUCAGUACUAGGAUGGGAACCUUUUAAGCGUUAUGUGUAAGGUAGAGGGAAUGUUGAUGGAAGAGUACCAGAUUUUCCCGGUUACUAAGGCGCCUGUUGGUUAUGUUAUUGAAAUUGGUGAUGAGUAGUCAACUAAGCUUUCAGUGCAGACUGUUUUAGUGGAUUGGCCUUUUCAAGUUCUGAGUGAGAAAGAUGAAAUAGUCUUAGAAGUUAAAUAAAGGCCUUUGGUUUGGCUGAAUUAAAAAGUAGUAUUUGUUUAACAUAUGAAAGAUAUCUUUAUGUGAUAAAGACUGCUAUACAGGUUUUGUCGGACUGAAAUAAUGCGGAAGCGUGUUUAACAGCAACAGACAUUGUUCGGUGCCCACAGACAUGGACGGAAGGCAAUAUUCUCAUGGUGGUGGUUUGCACCCUCCUGCUGCAUUUACAGUUCCCAGGCAAACCGGGAAGCACACUUUGAUGCCUCCUUCACAUUUUAGAAAUAAACUGCCUACAUCUUCAGUGCCAGGCCUGCCAGGAAUGGACAGUCACCUUGAUGUACCAUUGCUUACCUCAGUGGUGUCUCAUCCCAGAAAGGAAUCCCCUACAGUAGCAUCUGUUACAGUAUUGCCUGAAAGUGACCCUUGGGCUGCUUUUUCCAAGUCAACUAGCAGCCUUGAUGAGUUAAGGCAGGAGAAUGAACAUCUAAAAGAGCUACUAAAGAAAACUGAGAAGGAAGCAUUAAAGGGUAGGACCAGAAAUGUCGUAAUUGAGGCAAGUGCACAAUCCAGAUCCCAUGAUCAUGAAGGUGAAAGUAUAUGUUGUAAGCAUGCCCAAGAGAUUUUCAAGCAGGCUGAAAUAAUUUCCCAACAUAUCCGGGAUAUUCACAGUCUGGAUGCUGAGCUGAAGCUGUUAAAGUCCUCCAACAACCAGCAGGCAUCAGAGAUAAAAGAGCGGGAUGCUACAAUCAUACACCUUCAGGCUAAUGUGCGGGAUCUGCAGGCUGAACUGUGCCAGGUCCGAUUACAGCAUGACCUGGAGGCUGAGAAGUCCCUGCUGCUCCACCAGACUGAGGUAGAAAAGUUGAAAUCUCAGCAGGAAAGUCAGCAAGAAAAACUGCAAAUAAAGUGGCAGAGUGAAGUUAAAAGACUGGAAGCAUGUCUGGUAGAGGAAAGAGAGCAGGCUCGGUCAAGGACUGAGGCACUGAGAGGAGAACUUGUGCAUUUAACAGAAAAAUACAAGGAAGAACUGGCAAAUUUACAGGAGAAACACAAGGCUGCUAUUGAGAAGAUGGACAGGAAUGGUCAGAAGCUCACUUACAGCCUUCAGGAGCAGUUACAGGAAGCAGAGAGGCAGCACCAGCAAGAGGUAUUACAGCUGUCUGAAGCUCACAAGAAAGAAAUAGGUGUUCUGCACCAAGCAGCAGCAAACUUGAGGGAAGAACUGAAGAAAAACCAGGAGAUACGACAUGUGGAGGUGACCUCUCUGAAGGAGGCACUUCACUUAGCUAGUGCGGAGAAAGAGGGUCUUCAAGAGAAACUAAACAAAGUCCUUUCAGAAUUGAAUUCCCAGAAUUCUGUGGUUCAGCAGCUGAGGACAUACAUUGGAGAACUGGUACCAGACGAAAGGCGCACUGCAGAGUGGCAGCGUGAGAAGCAGGAUCUUGCUAAUGCCAUCCAGCACUUGGAAAAGGAGAGAGAAGCCCUUAAAGCAACUGCAGAGUUGCAGCACAUUCGCCUGACAUCACUUCAGGAUAUACUUAACAUUCUGGAGGCAGACCUUGGCAGGAAAGUUCCUCUAGACUUGGCAAGCUGGAAGGGACAGCCUCUCUUGACUCGUUGGAGAGAAAAGGUGUUUGCCCUUAUGGUUCAGCUGAAAUCUGAGGAAAUUAGUAAUAAAAAUGGCCAGAACCAGCUACAGCAUCAGAUGUCCGAGUUGAAGGCUGGUCUUGAAUCAAGUGGUCAACAGCAAGCCAUGCUUCUUCAUAGUCUGCAGGAGAAAACAGCUGCACUGGAAAUGGAGAGAGUUCACAACAGGACCCUCCAAGAGGAAUUGACUACAGCUCAAGAUGUGGCUUUUCAGCUUCAAAGUAGGGCAAACCAGUAUGAAAAUGUACUGCUUCAGCUGAAAGAAGCUGUUAACAGUUUUUACACUAAGUACCUUGAGCAAGAAGCAGAGUUGAAGGCAGCCAUUACUCGUCUGAACAACCUUGGGCAAAGACUUUCCUUUGCAACCAAAAGGAUUGACACAAUUCAAGGGUUACUUGCUCGUAAAGAAGCUCUGAUUAGAUUGCAGCUUCAGGAAAAGAGAGAAGAUUCUGAAAACCUCAUGGACAGAGUGCCAUAUGAGGGGUUACAGUCUGAGCUUCGUCUGCUAAGUGAUGAACGAGACCGGCUGUCUGCAGAGUUAAAACGUAGUUCACAGAUCAUUGAGGAAAAAGUCACUGAAGCCAGGAAGAAGUUUGAAGCUGAAUUGAGGGAUCACCAGGCCACUAUCCAAGUUCUUCAGGACAUUGUGGAGGAAAAAACUUUAGCUGCCCAGCAACUGACACAGCAGGUGAAUGCAGCUGAGCAGCAAAAGAAUGAAGUGAUGCAGGAGAUGAAGGAGCAACUGCAAGAGGCCAGUGAGACCAUUGAGAAUCUGAAGGUGGAUUUGAGCAAGCACCAGGAGAAAUACGAAAAAGCCUUGCAGGAGAAGGUUUCCGAAGUGGAAAUCCGCUUGCACCAGCAGUUGAAAGAGAUGGAAAAAUGUGUACAAAACUCCCGGAGAGAGCACACUAAAGCAGUUGUAGCACUGCGGCAGAUGGAGCGACAGACAACUCGGGAUAAGGAAAGGGCCCAGGAAAUGAGGAAACUGCAGGAGGAAGUACUCCAGCAGGAAAUUCAACACCUUACUAAGCAACUACAGGAGCUGGAAAGGGAUAGAAAUCUUCUAACAGCUACACUGCGUCAAGAAGGCUUAUUGGAUCAGUACAGGAAGAAGAGAACUGCUCCCCUAAAGAACACAGUUGGGUUGUUUGAAGAACCGCAGCUAGUCACACAGUCAUUCAAGCCAAAAGCAGCAGGCCCCAUGUCCAAAGACUUGCUUUCUUCAGUACUAGAAGACCUGCAGGCUCUAAGUACAGCUGUGAACAAAGAAGACAAGUGCUCCACUGAUGAAGAUGAGGAAGAAAAGAGGUAGAAGAAUUUUGGAUGGCUAGUGUGGCUGAUUCAAGGACAGCAGUCUGGUCCAUUUUAAAGCUGAUUUGGAUACUGUUCAGAAAAUAUGGUCAUUGACAGAUAUUGAAAAAUUGCACUGGUCAUGGAUGAUUACCUCAUUUCACGUUUAUCUUGCAAAGGGAGGUGGACGCUUUUUGCACUGGUUAUGAUACAGCAUGAACUUGCUUGGUUUCCUAAUGUAGGAUAAUACUAUGGUUGAAGCAUUUUUAUGGCAUCUUGUUCAGUUAAGACAAACAAACCUCCCAUCUACUUUUGACACCUUUUAGCUGAAAGAAGACUGACAGGUGCACUGAAUGGUCUUGCUAGUUCUGUUUUUGAAAACUGAAGCAACAGUGUAUAUGCUGACAUAUAUAUA